AUGUCUGACCAGAUUACCCACCCUACCAUCAAGGACGGAUGGUUCAGAGAAAUCUCUGAUACUAUGUGGCCCGGCCAAGCCAUGACUUUGAGGGUCGAAAAAGUUCUUCACCACGAACAAUCCAAGUACCAAGACGUCUUGAUCUUCAAGUCUACCGAUUACGGCAACGUCUUAGUUUUGGACAACGUUAUCCAGGCCACCGAGAGGGACGAAUUCUCAUACCAAGAAAUGAUUACUCAUCUAGGUUUGAAUUCGCACCCGAACCCUAAAAAGGUGCUAGUUAUUGGUGGUGGUGAUGGUGGUGUAUUGAGAGAGAUUGUCAAGCAUGAGUCUGUUGAAGAGGCCUGGUUGUGUGACAUUGACGAAGCUGUCAUCAGAUUGUCCAAGGAGUACUUGCCCGAAAUGUCUGCAUCGUACUCUCACCCUAAGGUUAGAACUCACAUUGGCGACGGUUUUCAAUUUUUGAGAGACUACCAAAACACCUUCGACGUUAUUAUCACCGAUUCUUCCGAUCCUGAAGGUCCAGCCGUGACUCUAUUCCAAAAGGCUUACUUUGAACUUUUGAACAGUGCUUUGACUGAAAACGGUGUGAUUACUACUCAGGCUGAGAGUAUCUGGUUGCACUUGCCAAUCAUCAAGGAUUUGAAAAAAGCCUGCUCCGAGGUCUUCCCAGUUGCUGAAUAUGCGUUCACUACCAUUCCAACUUACCCAUCCGGCCAAAUUGGUUUCAUGGUGUGUUCUAAGAAUAAGAACGUUAACGUGAUGAAGCCUUUGCGUGAGAAAUCCGAAGAGGAAGAAGCCAAACUAUAUAGGUACUACAGCAAAAGGAUUCACGAGGCUUCUUUCGUCCUUCCUACCUGGGCUGCCAAAGAGUUGCAACUGUGA
This is a messenger RNA of Lachancea nothofagi CBS 11611, 885 nucleotides long. Lineage: Eukaryota; Fungi; Ascomycota; Saccharomycetes; Saccharomycetales; Saccharomycetaceae. The record is from the annotation of a GenBank genome assembly.